Molecule: messenger RNA, 2775 nt
Organism: Neospora caninum
Lineage: Eukaryota; Apicomplexa; Conoidasida; Eucoccidiorida; Sarcocystidae
Product: DNA topoisomerase, related
Exons: 24
Coding region: 1-2775 (924 amino acids)
Biological process (GO): DNA topological change
Cellular component (GO): nucleus
Molecular function (GO): DNA topoisomerase type I (single strand cut, ATP-independent) activity; DNA binding
Source: RefSeq, a predicted model, not a curated record
AUGGCACCCGGAGUGCUGAUGGUGGCGGAAAAGCCGUCGAUUGCUGAGACAAUCGCCAAGAUUCUCUCAGGAGGAGAUUUCCACAAACGAAAGGGAAUCUCGCCGGUGACGAGCGUCUGGGAGUUUCCCGGCACAUUCCGUGGUGAAGCCGUCCACUUCAAGGUCACAUCCACAGCGGGACACAUCUUCCAAACGGACUUUCCUCGACAGUACAAUGACUGGGAAAAGACGAAUCCGGUGGAGCUCUUCGACGCGCCGGUGGUGAAGGUCGAGGCGAACCCGAAGCACCGCUUGCCCGCCCAUCUGCAGAAGGAGGCGCACGGCUGCAAGUUCCUCGUGCUCUGGCUGGACUGCGAUCGCGAAGGCGAAAACAUCUGCUUCGAAGUCAUCGGCAUCGUUGCGCCUCAUCUCCCAAAGCUCCCCGGCGGCCAACAGCAGGCAAGGCGCGCGCGACUCAGGAAACACACGAGCAGAGAGGGAGAGACGCCCGCGACGGGAUCGAAUCGCCAGGCGCAAGAAAGUCUCGAACAGACUCUCUCGGCUGUCGCCGGGAUGGUCCCUCCGAAAAGAUGUAAAAAAAUCUGGCGAGCGAAAUUCUCUGCCUUGGCGCAUGCAGACAUCCAAAAAGCGAUGCGGACUUUGGGGAGCCCCAACAAGAACGAAUCCGAUUCUGUCGAUGCUCGCCAAGAACUUGAUCUGAAGGUUGGCUGCGCCUUCACCAGGUUUCAGACUCAGUACUUCCAGGGGAAGUAUGGCGAUCUGGACGCCUCGCUGGUCUCCUACGGCCCCUGCCAAACUCCGACGCUCCAAUUCUGCGUUCAGAGAUACGACGACAUCCACGCCUUCCAGCCUGAGACUUUCUACACUCUGGAUACGUCGAUUCGCGUCGGCGAGCAGGAACUGUUUCUCGACUGGGAGCGCGGCCAGGUCUUCGACUCCGUCGUCGCCCACACGUACAAAGAUGUCGUUUCUGCGCAAGGCGGCGUCGCCGUCGUUGUCGACGUCUCUGAGAAGGAAGAGAAGUUGCCUCGGCCGCAGGCGCUCAACACGGUGAAUAUGCUCAAACUCGCCUCGCAGCGCCUCGGUAUGGGCCCCCAACAAGCCAUGCAGACGGCGGAGCGACUGUAUCUCUCAGGCAUUGUGACUUAUCCGAGAACGGAAACUUGCAAAUACCCAGACAGCUUCGACCUUCGCGGCACCGCUGCGGCGCAGACCUCGAACCCCUACUGGGGUGGCUACGUCAAAGAGCUGCUUUCGUCGGGUCUCGCUCGCCCCCGAGACGGCGUGGACGCAGGUGAUCACCCCCCGAUCACUCCCGUCCGUUCAGCGACUGAGGCUGACGUCGGCGGCGGCGACGCCUGGGCCCUCUACGAGUUGAUCACCCGCCACUUCCUCGCCUCCAUCAGUCCCGACUGUCGCUUCUUGAAGCGAAAAGUAACCUUCAGCGUCAACGACGAGAUCUUCUCGCUCUCCGGUCGCCACAUGCUCGACGGCGGAUUCACGCGCGUCAUGCGAGGCGACGGCAUGAAAGAUGUCUCCAUUCCGGAUUUCAGAAAGGGCGACCAAGUCCCCCUGCACAAAGUCGCCGUCGGGUCGGGUCAGACGCACCCCCCGCCUUUUCUGUCCGAGUCGGAUCUCCUCGGGCUCAUGGAGAAGCACGGGAUCGGCACAGACGCCUCGAUGGCGACGCACAUCAACAACAUCUGCGAACGAAACUACGUUUCUCUGGUGUCCAACAGGCGACUGGAGCCGACGAAACUCGGCGUCUGUCUUGUGCACGGCUACAUGGCAAUCGACCCUGACCUCGUGCUGCCGUCGCAUCGAAGCCCUCGUCGACGUUAUCGCUCAAGGCAAGUCGGUGGACGAAGAGAGGGAACUGGGCACCAAAAGCUCGGCCACGUGCUCGUCGAGAAGCUCAGCGCACUGCUCAGUUCACACGGCGCCUCUUUCCCAGUGUGCCUUUCUCGGGCGUCUUCCUUCGCUCACAUGAAAGGCCGACCUCGCCGCCGUUGUCACGCACUCGCUGUACAUGUUCAAACUCAAGUUUGCUUACUUCCUUCGACAGGGAACGCGCUGUCGCGUUGUGGACGGUGCAAUCGGUACAUGAAUCUCAUCACGAAGCGACCGACGCGUUUGCAUUGUCGGACCUGCAACGAAACCUACAACAUGCCUCCGAAUGGGGCAAUCAAACUCUACAAGGAACUUCGGUGUCCUCUCGAUAAUUUCGAGUUGGUCCUCUUCACGCAGAAGGGCGGCAAAACGUUCCCUCUGUGCCCGCUGUGCUACAACGAUCCUCCUCUGGAAGGCGCAGUGAACAAAAUGUCUUGCGUUGAAUGCACGCACCCCACCUGCAAGCACGCGAUUGAGGCCGUUGGCGUCCUUCAGUGUCCCCAGCCGGAGUGCAAAGGCAUCUUGUACCUCGACGUUGUUUCGGGACCCAAGUGGAAACUCGACUGCAACGCGUGUCAAUAUCAAGUCAAGCUGAUGGAGGGCGCACACAGAAUCUCCGUGACCAGCGACGAGUGCGACACCUGCGGCUCUGCGCUUCUGAACGUCGUGAUGAACAAAACGAGGCCUUUCAAGGAUGGCGAAAUCGAGAAAGUGGCAUGCUUUGUCUGCGACGCUGAGCUCAAUGCUCUCGUGGAAAGCACCUUCGCCAAGACCUUCCGCAGCAGACGCUCUGGACGCGGUCGAGGGCGCGGCCGAGGCCGGGGCAGAGGCCGAGGACGAGGCCGGAAGAUCGAAGACCCAAAGAUGACGUUCGAUGGAUUUUAA